UUUUUUUUCUUUUGCAUCCAAAGAAGUUUGCAGCGCCUUUGGCUCCGCCUGCUCCUCGGCCAGCCUCCCAUCGCAGUUGCACACUCCGACAGACACACAUACACACACGCCUCCCCCGUGCAGGCUUGCCAAGCGCCUCUGAUGUGCACGAGCUCGCGGGCUUUAAAGCACAGGGCGCUCGCCGCUGCCCGCUCGCCCGCUAACCCCUGGGCUCGCCGGGGCCCCUUGCAGACAGGCGCUCGCCCGGCCCACUGGGGGGUCUGCGGGCUGUCACGGACGCCUGGCUCCCACGCACAGGCGAGCCGGGACUGGCAAAGGUCUCUGUCCCGGGGCACCGCGGCACCCGCUAGUCCGGAGUCUCCAAAGGUGCAUCCUCGUCGCCCAUGAGCCGGUGACGGCCCCCAGCCCCCGGGGGAUGGCGAGGCCCUCGAGCGACAGGUCCCCAGCCCCACAGCUGCUGGGCGGCCCAGCGGGAGGCGCGGCGCUGCAUGGCCUGCGAAGCCUCCUGCAGGGGCCCGGGAAGACCAAGGAGCUGCCGGCCAGCUGUCUCCUGAAGGAGAAGGAGCGCAAGGCGGUGGCCAGCGGCAGUGAGGAAGUGGGUGGCCUUUUGGGGGUCUCGGGCCGGCCCCGCUCGGGCCCGGGCCCCGGCGCCCUGCUGGCCUCGCUGCUGUGGGAGCGGCCACUGCCCUUCGGCGACGUGGACGACGUGGACCUGGACGCCUUCCUGUUGGAGCACGGGCUACCGCCCAGCCCCCCGGACCCCGGGCCGCCGGCGCCCCGCGCAGCCCCCGCCCCUAACGCCGUCGCCCCGUCCUGCUCUUCGAGCUCCUCGUCCCCGUCCCCAGGGCACGCAGCCCCGAGCCGCGCGUCACUCUCUCCCCCGCCUUCUCACUCUUGCCCAGGCCCGGCCUCCCGGGACACCCCCAGCCCUGUGGACCCCGAGUCUGUGGAGGUGCUGAUGACCUUUGACCCCGAUCCAGCUGACCUGGCCCUGUCCAGCGUCCCAGGCCAGGACACUUUUGACCCCCGGAAGCAUCGCUUCUCUGAGGAGGAGCUGAAGCCCCAGCCCAUCAUGAAGAAGGCUCCCAAGAUGCAGGUGCCUGAGGAGCAGAAGGACGAGAAAUACUGGAGCCGUCGCUACAAGAACAAUGAGGCUGCCAAGCGCUCUCGGGACGCCCGGCGGCUGAAGGAGAACCAGAUCUCUGUGCGGGCAGCCUUCCUGGAGAAGGAGAACGCCCUGCUCAGACAGGAGGUGGUGGCGGUUCGCCAGGAGCUCUCCCACUACCGGGCGGUGCUGUCCCGCUACCAGGCCCAGCACGGGGCCCUGUGAUGCUGUGGCUCCCCAGUGCCCCUGAACCCCGACCCUAGCCAGCCCUACCCCUGGACACUGCCUCCUGGCCCUGACUGGCUGCCAGCCUGGGCUGGCUUCUUUGUUUCUGCCUCCACCCCCAGGACAUUCUCCUCUAGGAAGGACCCUGGGCCCCUCAUCCCAAGUUCUUGGCAUACUGGGACCAGCAGGCUCUUCCCAGGAACAUUGCCAGCUGGACCUCGUACAGCCCUGGGCAGGACUUUGGCCUCCUCCCUGGCCAGGACUGAGGGGCCAGGCCCAGGUGAAGUACCCCAAGAUCAGAGGAUCCCACAGCAGCCCUGUUCUUGUCCCUUGAACUCUUCCCCCGUCUGCCCACUGGUGUGGCCAUGGGCUGGACAUCUGGGCUCCUCAAGGGGCUAAGGCCCAGGGAAUGGUUAGGGCAAGGUGCUGAGAUGAUGAUAAAUCAAUCAAUCAAUCUA
Phascolarctos cinereus (koala) is the source of this 1788-nucleotide messenger RNA. Lineage: Eukaryota; Metazoa; Chordata; Mammalia; Diprotodontia; Phascolarctidae. The record is from RefSeq and is a predicted model, not a curated record.